Messenger RNA from Ilex paraguariensis (yerba mate), 828 nucleotides. NCBI's taxonomy places the organism in Eukaryota, Viridiplantae, Streptophyta, Magnoliopsida, Aquifoliales, Aquifoliaceae. The record is from the annotation of a GenBank genome assembly.
AUGAAGAGUCACCGAAACGAUCCGAACCCUUUUGACGAAGAAGAACAAGAAGUCAAUCCAUUUUCGAAUGGCAGUGCUGCUCCUGGAUCGAAGUCACGAUUUCCUAAAAUGGUUGCUGAUACAUUGGGUUUUGGUCAGAAACACGAUGCUACUGUGGAUAUACCAUUGGAUACUAUGAAUGAUCCUAAGAAAAAGGAGAAAGAACUUGCAGCUUGGGAAGCAGACCUGAAAAGGAGGGAACGGGAGAUUAAACGUAGAGAAGAUGCUGUUGCCACCGCUGGCGUCCCUUCAGAUGACAAAAACUGGCCUCCCUUUUUUCCAAUUAUUCAUCAUGAUAUAGCAAAUGAAAUACCACCCAAUGCUCAGAGGUUGCAGUAUUUGGCUUUUGCAAGCUGGUUAGGUAUUGUUCUUUGCCUUGUGUUUAACAUUGUCGCGGUGAUAGUUUGUUGGAUAAAGGGUGGUGGUGUCAAAAUAUUUUUCCUGGCAACAAUAUAUGCACUACUUGGAUGCCCACUUUCAUAUUUUCUGUGGUACAGGCCUCUCUAUCGUGCAAUGAGGACAGAUAGUGCCUUGAAAUUUGGUUGGUUUUUCCUGUUCUACUUGAUCCACAUUGUUUUUUGCAUAUUUGCUGCUAUAGCUCCUCCAAUUGUCUUUCAUGGAAAAUCAUUGACGGGCAUCCUCGCAACGGUUGAUGUUUUUUCUGACAAUGUAUUGGUGGGGUGUUCCUGCCAGUUUUCUCAGAAUAAUUUCUUUGGCGACUUCUUGUUGAUUUCCCAGAAGCUGUUAUUUGUGAAGUUGUAUGCUACUUGGGCAGGCUUAGUAUUUUGA